UUUCAGAUCCUGAAAACGCUGAAGCGGCCGACAUUCAACGCAAAUUAGAAAUGCUGAAUAACAUUAUGGAUCAAGAAGCCCGGGCCGAGCAAGCCAGGCGUCAAAUGCAAUACCUUGGCCACUCGGGGUAUUCGGAGGACAGCGACUACACAUCCGACCUGAACUACCCCGUUGGUCAACACCCCAAUUCGUCCGCGUCACAAUUUCGGUCCACCGUCAAUCAAAUGCACACACCGCAACAAUCCCUCGAAACGUCACGGGAAAAUUCGUACGAAAGGGAUGAUGGUACUAUGGUAAACCAUCAUUAUUUACCAACCCCUCCGACUCAUCACGACCAUCACCUGAGUCCUGAUGUGCCUACCAGGCACGCAUAUAGGAGCUACAACCAGGGAAUUUUUAGUGAGGCACAUCCAAUAAGAUAUCCUGAAAACGCUGAAGCGGCCGACAUUCAACGCAAAUUAGAAAUGCUGAAUAACAUUAUGGAUCAAGAAGCCCGGGCCGAGCAAGCCAGGCGUCAAAUGCAAUACCUUGGCCACUGUAAGUAG
This is a messenger RNA of Agrilus planipennis (emerald ash borer), 545 nucleotides long. RefSeq names its product phorbol ester/diacylglycerol-binding protein unc-13-like. The transcript is spliced from 4 exons. NCBI's taxonomy places the organism in Eukaryota, Metazoa, Arthropoda, Insecta, Coleoptera, Buprestidae. Bases 51 to 545 code for a protein of 164 amino acids. The record is from RefSeq and is a predicted model, not a curated record.